AAGCUGUGAUCUGCUUUCAGAUUUGGAAUCCGCCCCAGAGGCCCCAGGAACUCCUGCCGGCUGUCCUUCACUGGACCAUUUACUGCUAAGGCUGGAGACAGAGGACUCAGGCACUUUUGCAAAUGAACUGAGCAGCAAGGGGGUGGAGGGUGUUGAAAGAAGAUUGGAGGGCUACCCCACAGGCAACUGGGCCUGCUCCACCCAGAAUCCCCCCUUUUUUUCCCUAACCCAGGUGAUAGGCUUAGUGGCAGUCAUCCUAUGUAAGGUCCAUCUGGCAAAUCUAUUUGGGGUUUAAGCUGAAAUAGCAGGUGAGUCCCUCCCUUUCCUUAGAGGGGUCAGCUGUUUGUACUGGGAACCAGCUUUGCUAAAAAGGCCUGUCUAUCCUGCCCUCUGUCCCCAACAGCUCUCUGUGGUUUUGGGUGCUAAUGAGCUCUCCUCCCUCCCUGCUUGGGCCUUGCUAUGGGCUGGGGAAUUCACACAAAUGGUGUGCAAUUUGUCCCUUCUGGGUUUUCCUUUCUGACUUGGAGCUAAAGCAAACCCCUCAACCCCCACUGACAUCUUGUUUAUUCAACUGGGAGAGAUUUAACACCCAGGAACCCAGCUCCCCUCUCUGAGCUCCUUUCCCAAAUCUUCAUCCCCCUCCCAAGCCCCCAGCCCUGCACUCCCUGAAUAAUUUAUAAGUCUAGGCAGGGCUUAUAAAAGGGUCUCUAGAGAAAGACCAAUAGUGUGUAGAAAGUUUUGAGAAGUAGGAGAGCCCACUGUCUGCCUGACCUUGGUGUCCUAAGGAUGGACCCUGCUGCUCCUGCUGCUUUGGUGCCUGUCCCAGACCUGGCUUUGGCCCUACCACCAGUUUCCCAGGAACUCCCUGGCCUAUUACACCCAUCAUCCCUUCUCUCUUCUGGACAAGAAAUACCUGGGAGUGAAAGAGGAGCUUGUCUUUGGAGGCCCUGGCUGUCCUCCACAAAUGACCCCCCAAGGCAGGCUGCUGGUGGGGUAACGGCCGCUGAGGCCACCAAGGCUGACUCUGAAUUCCAUCACCCCGUCAGGCUCUUCUGGCCGAAAUCACGCUCCUUUGACUACCUGUAUAGUGCUGGGGAAAUUUUACUGCAGAAUUUCCCUGUCCAGGCCACUAUCAACCUUUAUGAGGAUUCUAACAGUGAAGAUGAAGAAGAAGAGGAGGAGGAGGAGGAGUAUGAAGAGGAGAAAGAGGAGGCUAAUAAAAAGGGGCCAGAAGGGUGUGUGAGAGUACCAGGGCCUGCACCACACAGGGCCACAGCUCCUCCUGUCCAAACUGAAGCAGUCACUGAUUGGCAAGUUUCCUAGGGCCUUUCCAAGGGACAGCUUUCUGGACUAAAAACUGGGUCCUCAAGCUGCCCAGCUCAUCCUGGCUUACCCAACUAGCUGGUGAACUCAGGCUCCUGGCAUCUCAUUGUCUGGGCUUCUGACAGGAUUCCUAGGAGCUCUAGGGAAAGGAAAACCUGUUUCUGAAGCCCCCAGGAAACAGAGCAGGGCAGGGCAUGCCCUUGUGGAGGAGAACAGUCACUUCUCAGGGCCUUUGACAACUUCCCAGGUGGCCACAUAAGUCCAGUCUCUCCCAUGGGAAGCCUGACUUCUGACUUUACCUCCAGGGACACCAAUACCAAAUCCAAGCAAAUUUGGGGCACCUUUCUGAUGAGUCUUGUAGGAAGACAAGGAGGCAUCUAGAGAAUCAGCUUGCUCUGGGGACUCCUUCCCCCAUUUUGCUUGCUCUCCAUUGAAAUCUGAGUGUUGGCAUGAGAUGAAU
Messenger RNA from Urocitellus parryii (Arctic ground squirrel), 1783 nucleotides. It is a transcript of the gene Ripply1, whose product is annotated as ripply transcriptional repressor 1. NCBI's taxonomy places the organism in Eukaryota, Metazoa, Chordata, Mammalia, Rodentia, Sciuridae. Gene Ontology annotation, biological process: negative regulation of transcription by RNA polymerase II; embryonic pattern specification. Gene Ontology annotation, cellular component: nucleus. The record is from RefSeq and is a predicted model, not a curated record.